Molecule: messenger RNA, 1300 nt
Organism: Micropterus salmoides (largemouth bass)
Lineage: Eukaryota; Metazoa; Chordata; Actinopteri; Centrarchiformes; Centrarchidae
Gene: cfap276
Product: chromosome unknown C1orf194 homolog
Exons: 4
Coding region: 286-876 (196 amino acids)
Source: RefSeq, a predicted model, not a curated record
GAUCUCAUUUGUGCCGUCUGCCAUCAGACACCACAACGCCACAGCACCCAACGUCUCCCAUCUCUGACAGACUCUAUUUUAGCUCCAUUUUGAUUGUACAUAAUUGAUAUUAGGCCUAGGCUAUUAUAUUUGACUCUAGGCUAUAUAGUGUGUAGGCCUAGCCUAGCCUAUUUAUUCAUCUAAGUAGAAUACCGAAUUGAUUCUACAGUGCUUUUAUUGUAUUUUCUACCUCCUUUCUACCAUACGGAAGUAUUAAUAAAAUAAUAACUAAUCUUAUUUUAUAACAUGUGGAAGAAAAACUUGGCCAAACAUCGAUUUCUUUUGAAAGGUUUAACCGGAAGUUUGUGGUUGCUAAGAAACCCAGUCGUAAACAUACUAGGAGAUUUCUUCUUUAACAACAGAAACAACCACACAGUUCGCACAUAUUGUAUUUUUUCGCCACCUAACUUGGUGUUGUCAUCAAAUAUGUCAGGCCGGGAUCCUUUCCCCUCCCCAAAGUUUGAAAACGGCUUCACUCUCAGCGGCUUUCUGCCGCAGCAGAAAAAAACAUUUGAUAAACCAACUCACCUCGCCCAAACUGAGGAACCCUGGAGUCGCCUCCAUGAUACAGCCACUUUGGCCAGCACCCGGCGUAGUGUUCAGCAUUAUGAGCCUCAGGGUCAAAACGACAGCCUCGACUUUCAACUUAAGUCUGUCUACGAUCACCACAAGGACUUCUUCUGGAGCAAGAACCAGGUUUUAUACCAGAAGGAGACCAUCUCUGAGGAGCAAAGGAAAGAAGAAUAUUUAAAGCAGGACAUGCUGGAAAAGGAACAAGAGAAAGACAUCAGAGUGUGGAUCGACCCACAGAGGCGCUCCAUUUACAGCAUUAAAUGAAGCAUAAGUGAAGUUCAGUUUUAUUAUGAGCCCCAGUCAUUGCAGCAUAUCUGUGUAGAGAAACUAACACUAGCAAGCCCAAUACUUCUGAUUAAAAUGUCAGACUGGUGGAAUCUGACUUCAAUAUAAACUCGGUGAGUCGGGGGAGAAGCUGGUUUUGUGUGGAACAAGGUGUUUCCCAAAUAUCAACACAAUGCCCCCCCCAAAUGACAAACAAGGGCUACGCCAGGGGGAAUGACGGCAGCUUCUAUUCAACAAGAACCUCCCAGUACUAUUAUCUCUAACUGCUACUGCUACCUUCAGAGCUCUGCAAAUAAGCAAAUAAAUUAGUUCUUUCAGUUCAUAUUUGUGCAGCUGGUGUUUUUCCAAAUGUCCUCUGAAUACUUAACAGUUAUUCAUGGACCACACAGACUGCAAAAAAAAA